AUGUAUACAAGUAGACACAAGGGAGUAGCGAUAAGCACUUCUUGUAUCAACUCACUGUUGUCAUCGUUGUUGGAAAUCGACUGUCAGUUCGACUCUUUCGAAGUCUUGAAGGAUAUGGAAGAAAAAAGGAAACUGGAACCCGAUCAGCACACUUUUGAAGUUCUUCUUACCGGUAUAGCCCGAAAAGGUGAUGUCGAAGGAUGUAGAAAGAUGGUUUAUGAGAUGGCAAGGCGUGGAUUCUUAGUGAACAGUGCCUGCAACGAUGCUCUCGUCUAUUGUUUUGCGGUCAGAGGACAUCACGCAAAAGCUGAUUCAUUGGCCGAGCAGGCUUUGGGCAAAUAUGGCGCCGAUGCUGUUUCCAGUGCUCAAGGAGCGUGCGCAAAAGCUGCUGCAGCACGUGUAGAUCUGAAUCGUCUGAGAAAGGUAACACUCUAA
Cooperia oncophora is the source of this 435-nucleotide messenger RNA. NCBI's taxonomy places the organism in Eukaryota, Metazoa, Nematoda, Chromadorea, Rhabditida, Trichostrongylidae. The record is from the annotation of a GenBank genome assembly.